AUGCCACUACAGUUGCUACUCCUGUUGCAAUUGAUCCUGCUGCUGCCUGUCGCUUCAAUUGGAGCUCGAGAAUUGCAAGAAGCCCGAUGUACGGUUUGUCCUGAUGGUUCUCCCAUUUCAAAUCCGACUGGAGAGCUGCAUGUCCCAGGUUUUGGAGUUCAAUCCUGUGCUGUCAUUUCGGGAUUGGUGGGAACGCUGUAUCCUUUGGAAGAUCCCAACUGCCAAUUGCUACAUUCAGUAUCGACAGCGUGCGGUUGUCCCUCGCAAGCGACUAACCCCUGUCAGCUCUGCGGCGAUGGCAACCAAGUACCAGAGUCAAAACAAGAGCUUCCGCUUUCUUAUUUGGACGAGAGCGUCAACUACGAAGGCGUGAACUGUAAACUGCUGCAAACCUAUUUCAAUUCGUCCAUCGAAUCAGACGAUCUAACAUGCCAAUUGAGUCAGGCUUGGACCAAGGAGUAUUGUUGCAGCGCUGAUGAAUGGGUUCCUCCUUCUAAUCCCUGCCCCAUUUGCGUGCAGAGUCCUAAUGCUACCAUCGAAUUAGGAGAAUCACUGACCUGCGAACAAGUUCAGGAAGCGGCAGCGACAUUGUGGGAAGAAUCGGAUCCGAAUUGCGCCCAAGUGCAAAGUGUCACUGGGCCCGUGUGUGGAUGUAACGAUAGUGGAGGAUCCUCCGCUGGCGAAGAUAUUCCCAUGUGCACUCUGUGCAAAGAUGCGAGCAGCGUCACGACGCCCGACAAACUAGUUCCCUUCAUGGCGGAUCGGUUCUUUGGAAUUGAACCCACCUGUCAGCAAUUGGAAGCAGCGACAAGUGCCUUGGCGAUGGACUCUCAAGACUGUGCAGAUGCCCAAUUGAUUGGCAGCUAUUGUGGAUGUCCUUCUGUAGAGAAUGGCUGUGUUUUUUGUCCAAAGGCCGGAGAAGCCAUUACCACUCCGACUCGCAAGCACAGCAAUACGCUGAAACGCUAUGGUCAAGAUGUAACCUGCGAGCAAGUGGAAGCUGUGUUGCUACAGUUCUCACAAGAUUCCGAAGAAUGUUUCUUGGGGCAGGAGCACAACUGGGAGUGUGGUUGUAACGAUGGGUUCUAUGGAUACCUGGGGGCCGAAUCGAGAUCCGAUAUUCUAGCGUUACACUGGGCCGCGCGAGUAUCUGGUAUUCUGUCUUUGAUGGGUUCCCUCUUUAUAUUCCAAGACUUUAUCCGUGGCAAGAGCAAGAAGAAUUUGUAUCGACAAAUCAUGUUUUUGAUGUCAAUGUUUGAUUUCACCACCGCCAUGGGAUGGGUGAUUGGUGCUGCACCCGUACCGACAACUGAUCUGAAUGGAUUUGAUUCCAACGUUGUGGGUGCUUCCGGCAACGACGGUCUCUGCACAGCACAAGGAUUUUUUGUCAUGCUUGGAUAUGGGAGUGGAUUCUUCAACAACUCAUUGUCGAUAUAUUACGUCUUGGUGGUUGUCCAUGGUUGGAAAGAAUAUCAAUUGAAAAAGGCUCGCCCAUACUUGUUAAUAGUGCCAGUUAUCUGCGCUAUGGUUUUGGCGUUUGGUGGCAUUCCGUUCUACGAUUCGGUCUGGGUAGGGUGCUGGCUGUUGCCAAGGCCGUACACAGACGAUUGGAGUGCCUUUGGAUUCUCCUUUGGCCCCGUUAUCACGACGGCUAUUAUUUCCACUGCCUGUAAUAUUCGAGUCUACUGGAGUGUACGAGCAACCGUGCGCAAGGGACAGCAGUGGAGUAUGGACCACCGGCUUAAGCAACGUUCCGGAAAAGAUAAGUAUACCUACGAUGCACCAUCGACUAGCGCUAGCCAAUUUAAUAUGCCAACGACGCAAGAGCAUCCGCAAGAGGAAGAAGAAGCAAAGAAGAAACACUUCAGCUGCGAUUGCCUCAAGAACAGCCCAUUGUUACAGGACAAUGCUGAAGCUACAGUCUUUUGGCAGUCCGCAUUCUAUCUCUUUAGCUACUAUUUAUGUUGGCCCAUUCUGUUGGCUGGUGUCAUGAUGGCUGACUCUCAAGACUUUGGAUUUUGGAUGGCACUGUCGAUAUUGGCACCGCUACAAGGAUGGUUCAAUAUGUUGGUGUAUACUCGACCCAGAUUCAGCAAGUGGCGUCGAAUGAAAAAGAUGGAGAAAGCAAGGAAACGCAAAUUAUUGGAAAAACAGCAAAAGGCCAAGAUUUCCCAACGAGCUGCCAUGAAUGAUGAUAGAGGAGGCACGGUGGCAGUGUCGCAGUCAUAUCGACACGGCCAAGACUCGACUGCCAGUGUCACUUUGGCAACCCCCGAAGAAGAAAAGCCAGUGUCAGUAGAAGCCAAGGGUGGCGGGAUAGAAGAAGGUACAUCUAACAAUGAAAAGGCGAAGACAUUGGAUGGCCCCGCUGUGCCAGAAGGUAGCGCUUGGGGUCUUGCCAUGAGUGAACAGACAGACGGCGGGGAUCCGGAUGGAUAUUCCAAACAGUUUGAUUGUCUAUCAUAG
Messenger RNA from Cylindrotheca closterium, 2466 nucleotides. The record is from the annotation of a GenBank genome assembly. Lineage: Eukaryota; Bacillariophyta; Bacillariophyceae; Bacillariales; Bacillariaceae.